Molecule: messenger RNA, 3267 nt
Organism: Annulohypoxylon maeteangense
Lineage: Eukaryota; Fungi; Ascomycota; Sordariomycetes; Xylariales; Hypoxylaceae
Product: ras GEF
Exons: 4
Coding region: 298-2697 (799 amino acids)
Biological process (GO): positive regulation of GTPase activity; Ras protein signal transduction
Cellular component (GO): plasma membrane
Molecular function (GO): guanyl-nucleotide exchange factor activity; GTP binding; GTPase activity
Source: RefSeq, a predicted model, not a curated record
CCCCACCCCUCCCUAAGAAUUUAUUUAGAUUCCUUGUCGCCGGUUCACAACUCGAUUUUAUUUCCGCAUAGAUAUCAUAAACGAAAUAAACCCACCCCUUAUGGCAAUAAUACACAUACAACUAUAGUCAUGAGAGCUCUCCGGUGAAGCUCCAUGCCGGCUCGACACCUUAGGUUACUAAUUAUAUGUGAUCUCAAUGCUUGGAUGCGCUUAUCGAGCUCCUUUCGUUGAGACUUAGACCGUGCGAUUUAUAUAGCCGAGGAUUAACUUAAGAGUUGGCUACAUGCGAUCGACAAAAUGGAGAGCAUCAACAUUUGUGUUAUAGGGGCCAACGGAGUCGGCAAGUCCCACUUCAUACAAAGGGCGAUGUCCUUACCACGCGUUCCGGGUCCCAAUCCCACAACCGCACGCAUUAAUAUCGAUAAUGUUCCUUACGCCGUUACUCUAUUUGAGUUGGAUCUCGAGUACUUCGACGUAGAUCCUGAUCGGCAAAUUAAGUGGCCGAAACAGAUGGGCGGUGCAAUUGUACCUCGAGUAAAUGGUGUUCUACUCUUAUACGACGUGAUGAAUAGAGAGAGCAUCAUAGAGUUACCUCAAACCCUAAAUGCACUCGUGAAUUCGUCAUUGCCAGCAGUCCUGGUCGCGACGAAGUGCGAUAACCCGGACAAUUCAAGACACAUUGACACAGAGGCAGUUGCUGCGGCAUGUCAAUCGUGUCUUGCAACUUUUAAAACGUCUGCAAAUAAACCAGAGAGCGCGAGGAUAGCUUUAUCUACGCUUCUAAAGGCAUUAGUGUUGCGGAGCCUAGAGGCGGAGGGUACGGACGGGAUAGGUUCAAGACGCAGAGCAGCUUCGGCUGCGCAUCUUGAUACCCAACUAGAAUCAUCAAACGCCCGGCCCUUAAGCCAACAUAGCAAGCACAGCCGCGCUAGUUCGGAUAUGUCAUUGCUUCGAGGUUUUCCAAGCCAGCCAGGAACGGAUUAUCGCACUGCAAGAUCACCUCGUGUUGAUUAUACGGGAAGCCAUGUCACCGGCCAGUUUCCAGACAAUUCGGAAGAUGAUCCAAACCAAACCGUUUCUAGCAUGCUCCGCACAACGGGAAUCAGGCUAGAUCGUUCCCAGAAUGCUGCUUCGUUCUUGGACAUCGAGGAUUCAGAUGCGGAUUCGAUGAGAUAUUCUGACGAUAUACCUUUACUACAGCGAAGCGAUGAAUCGGUAUUUGAGAGGCCGGCAAAGAAGCUCGGUGUUACUUUCGACGAAUUAGUAGAACGCCUUGUUGCCCCUAAGAUGUCUAGAGCAGACAACAAUUUCUUAGAUAUAUUCCUAUGUUUAUAUCGCAAAUUCUCAACACCUGGAUACCUCUUUUCGUCACUCCUAUCCCGGCUGGACCGUAUCAAGGACGAUAAGUCUGUCCAUUAUCUUACUAAGACGGCUACGCAACUUCGAAUUAUUGAAGUGAUUGCGAAGUGGGUCGCGACUUAUCCUGGAGACUUUGCGCGGCCUGGGACAAAAAGAAAGUUAGAGGAUUUUGUGAGACACUUAUCUACAGAACCAAUAUUUUCUAUAGCUGCGCAACAAAUGCGCAGAACGCUAGAGUAUGCCGUGAUUGAGGCCGACGACACGGGCUGGGAAAAAUCCGACAGCGCCGAGGAUAUCAUAGCAGACGAAAGUGAGCUGGCUGCGAAAGAUGCUUCAAGGCGUUUUGGCGACCUAUCGGAAAGCAUGAGCUCUCUCGGUGUUGAUGAGCCGAUCGAGCGACGACCUUCGGCUAGCUCAUCUUUGCAGACGGAUUCUGGGACUGCUGGAAAGAUCCAUUCAUUCCAAUUCCAUUCGUACGAGGAUUAUGAACGAGAGGCGGCGACGAUGGUGCCCACAUAUACAUUGCCCCUAACCAAAUUCCGAUAUCACAUAUUCAUGGACACGCAAAAUGACGAUAUCGCGGAUGAGAUGACGCGCAUCGACUGGGUCAUGUUUUCUUCGAUUAGGAUACGUGACUUGGUUCGGCACGUUAGCUUAUCUACCGAACAGAAGGAAAAAUGUAGGGCUAUGAAGAAUGUAAACCGCAUGAUCGCCCAUUUCAACCACAUCGCUGUCUGGGUUUCCAAUCUAGUCCUCAUGCGAGACAAAGCCAAGCAUCGCGCCCAGAUGCUGGAGAAGUUCAUGAAUAUCGCCCUGAAGCUAAGACAGCUAAACAACUACAACGGUCUCGCAGCCGUGCUUGCCGGCAUCAACGGAACGGCCAUCCAUCGUCUCGGCCAGACUAGAGCGCUUGUGCCAGCAGAUGUUCAAAAGCGGUUUGCGAGGUUAGUACUUCUAAUGGGCACGCAGAAGAGCCACUUCGCCUAUCGACUCGCCUGGGAAAACUCGCCAUUGCCGCGCAUCCCUUUCAUCCCGUUACAUCGUAGAGAUCUCGUCUCUGCCGAAGAAGGUAGCAUGACGCUGGUGGGGCCCCAAGGGGAUCGAAUAAACUGGAAGAAAUUCGAGAUUCUUGGAGAAAUUCUCCUGCCUAUCAUGAAGAGCCAGGGCACCCCAUAUCCAAACCUAUCCAAGCACGACACGGCGAGGGAACUUAUUCUAGACUGUUUGAUGCCUACGGACGAAGAGGAUAUCUAUCAACGCAGCAUUCAGGUAGAAUCUCCUAGCGGUGGCCCUAUAGAUACUGGGAAAAAGAAAUUCCCCUGGUUUGCGAAGUCAUAACGACCACGUUCAUUUUCACUUACGUUCGAUAAGGGAUAAAUUUAACAGCCAAUACUAAGGAGGAAUGCUUAUCGGAUCAACGCCGGAGUUGGUGUUAGGCGGGCGACAGUUAAACUCCGACCCCUGUUUCCGAAUAUGACUUUUUGGAGGGCAAAGGUAGAUUCGACCGGAUGGUAUACGACGGAUGACUUUGGUUUUCAUUUUGGCGAUUUCCGAUUUUCCAGCUUUGCAGCUAUGUUUAUCAACGAAGAGCCAGUUGGCAGGGGCUUAGGGCUUCUGGGCUAUUCUUUUUAUUUUCGUAGAAUUAGCUCCGUUGCCGCGAUUUAUUUGGCGUCCAUUCUGUUUUGGUGGAAACGAUUCCAACCACGGCAAGUAAUGUACGGAUCUCAUCUCGUUGGCGUUCGAUACACUAUUGAUAUACAUACGAGGUAUAGAGAGGGUGUAAGGUAGCAGUACAUAUACCUAAGCAUGUGCUUACAUGUAUGUGCUUGCUCAGGGAUGUAUACCUGCCUAAUGAUGUCAUCACACCCAAUAUGCCCAAUACACCCCGCACAUGCUUUUAUUUCCCCU